AUGGAGCUCCACGCGAUCGAGAGCCAACACAUGGAGCUCCUACGGGACAACAUCCCCAUGGUUUCCCUGGCUGUCCUCUGUGGCCACGGAUGGCCGAUACAGUGGGCAUCAUUACCAAGAUUAUCGAAGCUGCUCUCAAGAUCAAGAGAGCAGCAGACUGAUACAGUGAAGCAGAAUGAGGAUACAUGCAAGCAGAAUGAGGAUACAUGCAAGCAGAUAAUAAGCCGCGCUGAGAUACUCAGCGACACGUUGUCGCAGCACCAGGAUAACAGGGAGCUGAUGAACAACUCGGCAGUAAGAAAGGCACUUGAGGCCCUGGACAAAACCCUUGGUGAGGCCUUGCAGCUGGUCAUGGAUUGCCAGGAGGAGACCAACGUCGUGUGCCUUUACUACAAAUCCGGGGACCUGUCCAAGCGGUUAAUCAAGGUGGAGCAGCACAUAUCCAGUAAGAACACGGACGCAAUGCUUGCCAUCAUGGGCUUCCUUUUACUUAAUCAAUUUAAUCAACACGGUGCUCAUCCUCAGCCCCAGCAGGUAUGA
Miscanthus lutarioriparius is the source of this 540-nucleotide messenger RNA. The record is from the annotation of a GenBank genome assembly. NCBI's taxonomy places the organism in Eukaryota, Viridiplantae, Streptophyta, Magnoliopsida, Poales, Poaceae.